GGUUCGGUAUUUUGCAUGUGUACUUGUGUGUGUGUGUUGUUGCUUGUUUACUUGUUGUGUGUCUGUGUGCAUUUAGUUUUCAUUUCCCGUGAUUGAAAUGUGAAACUUUAAAAAUAUUUGUUAUGUUUUUAUAUUUUUAGUCUUCUAGAAAUGUUUUAAUGCCUGGAAUAUAUGAAGCCCGUAGAAAACAUCAAUCUUUAGGUUCUUUGGUGCGAAAUUAAAGUUUAUAUCAUAGACUUAUAUUAAACAAAAGUGUGCAUGUGGACCAGUGGCUUUUGAUUUCUAAAUAUAGAACUUUAUGAUAUCAAAAGUUAGAAUGUAUUGAUCGUCGUAUUCUUAGUUUAUGAAUCACAGUUACAUGGUCUACAAGGAAGCUUAAAACAAGAAAUUCUCUGAGACACAUUACAAUGGAUAGAGGAUCCGGGUAGAAGUAGAUCUAUGUUUGUUUAUAUUUGCUGUUUUAACGUAGGUAGGCUAUGCAAGUUGUCAAAUUGUGUUUUGAUAUAAGUUUCAUCUCCGGAAGAAAAAAAAAGUAAAACCUAGACUCUGCUUCUCUUUAGCUGAAAAUCUCCAUCGCAAUAUUUGCUAGCAAUUCAGCCAGUGAAACAGUCAGCAAGGAAACAACGCUCUUACCCUGGACCAUAGAGAUUUAAUAUUCACAUUGUACUUCUGUAGGCAAACAUCAAAAGUUCUAGCACUGUAACAAAAACAAGAGGACGUCAUUCUAAAACAGGAGGACGUCAUUCUAAAACAGGAGGACGUAAUUCUAAAAUAGGAGGACGUCAUUCUAAAACAGGAGGACGUCAUUCUAAAACAGGAGGACUGUAAUUCUAUUAAAAAAAAACAGCAGGAUUGCAAGGGAGACUUACUGUAUCAAUGAUUCGCCUAGACUGUUCUCCCAAAUACCCAGAGAACGUCUAAAUGAACUAAUGCCUAAAGUGACAUUUCUGUUAGUACUAAAUGUCACGUUUUGUUGCAUCGAAAGACGCAAAGAUGUAGAUCUAAAAGAUUAAAAGAAACUUCUCGUCUCAUUGUACAUGAGUGUGGCUAGGCAUGGCAGAGGUGUGCUUUAGAGAUGUGACUAUUCUCCAUACUGACCAGGAUAAGGAGUGGUGUCAGUACUUACAUAAACAUUUUCUGCUGGACAAACUCAGCAUACAUACAUUAAAUGUGACCACCCUGGAUUAUAAACACCCCCCAGAAAUCGAAGUAGCAAUUAGAGAAUCCCAUGUUGUGGUCCUAGUUGCCACAGCACACAUGAUGGAUUAUAUGGAGGCCCAAGCUGAUUGGUUCGCCAAUAUGAUUAGGGAGAAACGAAAUUCAAAUUUAACAACUGUAAUGGCAGCACUGAUAGCACUUUCACCAGACGAAUGUACCAGUGUAUUAAAAGGAUCAUCAUAUGUAACAGACCCCAGUGAAGAGUACAAAAUGGUAGAUGUUGAUGUCACAGGAGCUAACAUCAAACAAGUCAUAGAAGAAAUACUAGAACACAGGGAUAAAAAUUAUGCUAAAAGGCCAAGAAAAUUGUCACCGACUGUGACUGUGUUGCCAACAUCCAUUAAUGGAAGUGGAGAUAAGGUAGCUCUUCUGUUUCCUGAGGAACUCAAAGGGGUUGUGACUGUCAAUUUCAAAGGCAUAAAAGAAGAAGUCAGUACCAAAAAAGUCAAUCCUUACAGUGUCACAUUUGUUGUUCCAGAUGUGGUUGGGGAGAAAGUUGGUAUGCAAGUAAAUGUUGAUGGAAACAGAGUCAAACGGUGUCAUCUAUAUAAUAGGGCAAUGGGACUUAACACAACAAGUGUUGAAUUCAUGUGCCAGAGCUUUGGGGUGAGCAGUAAAGAGGAGCUAGACAAGAAGCUAGCAAAUAAUUUUAACACAAGUAUAUGUGGUGAUAGCAAAGCUAACAAAAUUUUUGAUGAAGUCAUGAGCAGCUCCUUAACAGAUUGUCGUAUAGCCUCCAGUAAUAAGUAUCCCACCAUACUCCACUGGGCAGCAGCCAAUGGGCUCAGCGAGUUAUGCUCUGCACUUUUGUCCUCUGUGUCAGCAAGUGCUGCUGCAUGUAACAUAGACAACUGUGAGGGUCGUGACCCUGCUGAGCUUGCCAGGGUCAAUGGGCAUCAAGACCUUUAUGAUCUUCUAUUUGAUUUUGCUCUUCCACAAAGAAUAACUGAGGAAACCAAAGAAAUUGCUGACACAUGGGAUUUAUAUGUUCAAUGUAUUAGUACAAAACCAGAGCUAGCAUCAAACAGUUCAGAUGUUUAUGAAAUUAUGCAUCCAAAACAAUCAAGCCCAUUGACAUCUAUACAGCCAGUAAAACCAUCUAAACCUCCAUUACCAGCAACACCACCUCCUGCUGUUAAAAAGCCCAUUGAACAAGCUUCUACAAAUGAAGAUCUUUACAUUCAACCAGAUGACUUUUACCCUUUGCCAGCAUCCCCUGCUGAAAACAAAGUGACUCUCUCAAGAGGAGCUGUUGGAAGUCGGAGUCAGACAGAACUGAUUAGAAUACAGGAAGAGGUCAAAAAUGGAACUUUCAGUAUUGAUGAUGCAGAAAGAUUAUUUAGAUCCUGGAAAGAGAGAUAUGAAACUGGGAAUGCUGUCAGUUUCAAAGACAGACAGAAUGCUCUACAAGCUCUUAGAUCAGAUCAUAACAAAACUCUGCAAGCAUUAAAACCAAUGCAACCUAAAAAAACUAAAAAGCUGGAGCAUGAAGACUCAUUCAAUGCUGAUAUUUCAGAACCAUUUGCUUUGCGAACACCUAAUAAAUAUCAUCCUGUUGGUAGAGAUAGUAAUACUAGUAUUGCAUCAUCUUUAAGCACAGUAUCUAGAACAAGUACAGAUAGUGGUAGAGAUAGUGCAGACUCUCGUUACUUUUCUUCCUCUGAUGAUUAUGAAUUUAAUGGAAAUAUUGGAAGGCCUCCUCUUGUACCGAGACGAAGUAUAACUUCAGAAACAUCCUUGACCCCCAAUGAGGAUAAACGAGCUUCAAUGAGAGAUAUGUAUAUACAACUUGGAGAUUAUGGAGAAGUGGAGCAAUUAGCACCUCCUCCUCUACCUCCACCUCGCAUCACCCUAGAAAGACCAACUACCAUCAAGGUUACAACAGGAAGACCUGCCCCUGAAUCUAGCAAACCCCUUCCCCCACCAACAAAGCCUAAAAGCUUCAAAAGAUGAAAAUACUUAGCUUUUAGUAUAAAGCUAAAAACAAAAAGGAGCAAAUUUUUAAAUACACUAGCAAUAUUUUGGGACAGAGCAUUAUCUGUGAUAUAAUUUUUACUAUCACUUUAUUUAAAACAAGCAGAAGAAAAAGUUAAUAGGAAUUUUUAAAAAAGAAUUAUAUAAAAAUGCUUUAAAGAUUGUUUUACUGAAAUUAAUUACAUUUUAGAUGGUUUUUUUUUAAUUUUUAGCCUUAAAGCUCAUGACCACCACAUCUUUAAUUUUAUCAUUUGGUAGGCAUAUUGUAUUUUAAAAACAUGAAUUCUAAUAUUAAUUUUAUAUACAGUCAUGUAGCUUCAAUUUAAUAGAUUAAAUUUCAACAAAUUGUGAUAUUAAUGUCAAAUGUAUAUGUAUUAUGUCUUUUUUCAAUUUAAAGUUAUGUAGUUUAAAAAGCAGAAUGACUGACCAUCCUAAUGAUCAAUAUUUAUUUCAAUUUGAUCCCAUAAGCAGUGUACAUUGAAUCAAUGAUCAUAGCUGCAGCCAUUGCUUAUAUAUUCUCAUACAUCGUUUCAGAACUAUACAUUUUGUAAAUAAAUCAAAGAAAGAA
Molecule: messenger RNA, 3760 nt
Organism: Biomphalaria glabrata
Lineage: Eukaryota; Metazoa; Mollusca; Gastropoda; Planorbidae
Product: B-cell scaffold protein with ankyrin repeats-like
Exons: 19
Coding region: 1054-3171 (705 amino acids)
Cellular component (GO): cytosol
Molecular function (GO): transmembrane receptor protein tyrosine kinase adaptor activity; fibroblast growth factor receptor binding
Source: RefSeq, a predicted model, not a curated record